UUGGGCUCAAAUACAGGUCAGGCAACGUGCACUUCUCCCUGUCAAAACUUCCUACAGUCGUCACUGGGCGGCCACAUGUUCGUUCACUCAUUGAAGUCUACAGCUCCGUCGAUAGAUUGACAAGGACCUUAAAGCUCACCCAGAACAUGAAGAUGAGACAACUCCUGCUUUGGACAGCUGUGUCCUGCCUCGUGUUGCUGCCCCUGUGUGUGGGGGGUAAGAGAGUUGUCUUCAUGCCCUCGCCCUUCACCAGCCACACCAUCUACCACACGAACGUAGCGCGGACCCUCACUCGGCAAGGUCACGAGGUGUGGUUGACCAUGCCCGACUACAUCGUCAACAGACGGGUGUUGGACACGACUAACUUGACUGUCAUCGAGUAUCAGACAUUGAUAAACUUUGAGGAGAUUAUGACGGCCGCUUUCGCCGGCAACUACUUUAAGGGAUUGUCUGAUGAUUGGAGUGUGCUUAUGUCUAUUGGCUUACAAUUUUGUGAUACUCUUCUUAUGAACGUUUCUUUCUUCCAGAACGUUAAAGAACUGCGUCCAGAUCUUUUCGUUUUCGACAUCUCUAGUUUCAUGAACAUGAUGACGAUAAUAUCAUAUAGACUUGGGGUGCCUUUUGCAUUUCUUGGAACACUUUACGACCCAUACUACCAGCGAAUCCCUUUACAGCCUUGCAACAUACCAUCGGUAAUUUUUAGUUACAACCAUCAUAUGAGUUUUUUCCAGCGAGUUUUAACAACUGUAAUUCAUGUUUUUGCCUCUGUGGUGGACAUAUUUUCCUACAAAGACGCAGUCAGUCGCUAUGCACCAGAAAUGCCUUUCCUUACUAUAGACAUGCUUGUAGCAAGAGCUGAGAUCUGGUUGGUUGAGACGGACCACAUCCUAGACUACCCGAGACCAUCGAUGCCCAAUGUCAAACUAAUUGGAGGAACAGUUACAGGUCCUGGUAAACCAUUGCCACCGCAGUUUAAAUCUUUUAUGGAUGAUUCAAAAGAAGGAGUUGUUAUCGUAUCGUUUGGUAGUUAUGUCCUCAGUCCACCAGAACCAAUUACACAAAAAAUCAUCAGUGUGUUGCAGGAUUUACCUUUUAAAUCCGUUUUCCGUUCCAAAAUUUCGUCACCGAACUCAAAGAAGAUCCUGACGACGUCAUGGAUACCUCAGAAUGACCUGCUGGCUCAUCCCAACACUCGCGUGUUUGUCAGCCAUUGCGGUAAGAACGGUCAGUACGAGGCUCUGUUCCACGCCGUGCCAGUGGUGGCUACGCCGAUCUUUGUUGACCAGUUCUACAACGCUGAGCGCAUGCGCGUAAAGGGCAUGGCAGAGACUGUCGACCUCAACACCGUCAGUACACACAAGCUGCACUCCACCAUUCUCAAAGUGGCCACCAACACGAGCUACAAGCAGACCAUCACCAAAGCCUCGGAACUGUUUAAAAUGGAAUUCGGUGUUCCUGUGGAGAAAGCGGCCUACUGGCUUGAUCACGUGAUGAAAUAUGGCGGCCGUCACCUUCGUUCGUCAGGUCAUGAAGUUCCUUUCUUACAAUUUUCGUGCUGGGAUGUUUAUGCUUUUCUGUUAUCGUUUGUGCUACUGAUAUUGCUGAUAUCAGUAUGUUUGGUCUACGUUACAUUCAACUGCUGUCGCUCGAAAUUAAAGGCAAAAAUUGAAUAAAAGUUAGUGAACAUGAUUUGAAAUAAGCAAAGUUACCCAAAAGAAUUAGAUGUUGGCUAAUUUCACAGAACUGAGAAGAAAAAAUCUGGCUUUUUUGAGACACGGUUAAAAGAGUUUUCAACUUUUUUGCAAUUAACCUUAACUAAGAGCAUUAAACAAUUAUUUUGAAGAUUUUUUCACCCUAAUAAUCACUAAUAACUGUUUAAGAAAUAUGGUUUGUUUUAUUUUCGUGUCUGAAGUAUUAUUUAUAUUUACUCUUUAUUUUUUAUUUUUGUUGUUAGUAUUCUUAAUCUGUAAAAAGCUACAAAAAUAUGCAAUUGUUGUUGUAAAAGUUAUACAAAGCGUUCAGAGUUUUGUUUGUAGUCUUAAUUGUUUUUUCGUUUUUUAAAUCAAUGAAAACUAAAACAUGUUAUUUGAUUUUUUCAUGGUCUAUUAUUUUUACAGAUAUACAUAAGUAAUUCUUCAUUUAUUUCAGUUUUGAAACGGUGAAAGUUGGUUUUGUUUUCGUCUUUUUAUUACAAUGGCCAAAAAGCAAAUUGCAAACUAACAAAUUGUAAAAAAAUUUAUCUGAGCGAAAAUCUACUCAAAUAUAACAGCAUGUAGUGUUUGAACUAGAAUCUAAUGGAUAUAUAAUAUUAAUAAUCUUGAUUUUUGCACAGCACCUUUGUUCUUUGUUACUCUAAUAAAUAACACCACCAGC
This is a messenger RNA of Pomacea canaliculata, 2373 nucleotides long. RefSeq names its product 2-hydroxyacylsphingosine 1-beta-galactosyltransferase-like. The transcript is spliced from 2 exons. The coding region runs from base 147 to 1673 and encodes 508 amino acids. NCBI's taxonomy places the organism in Eukaryota, Metazoa, Mollusca, Gastropoda, Architaenioglossa, Ampullariidae. Gene Ontology annotation, molecular function: UDP-glycosyltransferase activity. The record is from RefSeq and is a predicted model, not a curated record.